This is a messenger RNA of Eupeodes corollae, 2550 nucleotides long. RefSeq names its product facilitated trehalose transporter Tret1-like. The coding region runs from base 1049 to 2455 and encodes 468 amino acids. The transcript has 7 exons. Gene Ontology annotation, biological process: transmembrane transport; carbohydrate transport. Lineage: Eukaryota; Metazoa; Arthropoda; Insecta; Diptera; Syrphidae. Gene Ontology annotation, cellular component: membrane. The record is from RefSeq and is a predicted model, not a curated record. Gene Ontology annotation, molecular function: sugar transmembrane transporter activity.
UACAUUUUUAAUCAGUAUUAAAACCUAGUUUGUUUAAUCAAAUUCAAGUUUUUAUUGAUUAAAAAGGAAAAAAUAAAAAAAAGGGAAAAAUAUGCAUCAAGCAAAAAAACUCGUUUAACUUAACAUGAAGUUGGGUCGCUCUGUGAGUUUCUCAGUUUGCCAGCCAACCGUUCCUUAAACCAAGAUCAUCAUCAUCUAAUCUGCAUAGUGUCGUGGUCUCCGGACAACUUAAAACUUAAAACUUUAAAAAGUGCGAUUUUUGUUUUGUAUCAUUUUUGUGUAUUAAACAACAAAUGAAUCAGCAUUCUUCGACUUCGACUUCGACAACGACUCUAUAAGCUAGGCCUGAUUCAAAAACAACAAAAACAAACAAAACAACGUUAAGAGUGCAGUAUUACACCUGCGCUGCGGGCGGACGCGACGGAAAGAUUUGGCUUUAUUUUGUAUCUUAUAUUUGUAUUGCUCGCUUGUUGUGGUCAGUAGUAGCAAGUGCUGUUGGGGAUACUGCCUGACACAGAUUACGUUACAUCUUCGCCCAGAAUACAUUUAUAAUAAAAUAAAAACCGUGCACGCAGUGCUUAGAAUUAUGAACAAAAUUUAGAUCUUUUUUAAUUCAAAAAGCGAUUUUUAUGUCCCACCUCAAUUUAAUUUAACAAAAAAUAAAAGAUAAUAUGAAAGGGUACAUAUUUUCGGUCAAAAAUACAUAAGAAAACAUCAUCAACAAAAAGUAUUAACAAACGGCAAACAAUAUAAAAAAAGAAAAUUUUCAAAAAAAAAAAAUAAAAUAUAUUUAUUAUAAAAAAAAAUAAAAAAUGUGUGAUUUAAAAAAGUAAUUUGCAUCUUAUAGAUACAAAAAUAUAUUGUAUCUUAAUUUCAGUCUGCAGUUCGAAAUGAUGCGAAGCUAAAUUCAUUUUCAAAAACAAAACAUAACAAAACGAAAUUGUGAUAUUGUUUAGUGCAUUUAAAAAUAACAAAAAAAAACAAAAAUAUUUUUGUUGUCUGUGAUUUAUAUUUAAAAAAAUAAUAAUAAAUAAAUAAAUAAUCUAAAAUGUUGUUGGGAAACUUUUUCAACAAUCCGGGAAGUGUUUUUUGUAAAAACUAUCACCACCAAUUGGCCUCAACCCUUAUAGUUAAUUUGAUCACAUUGAGCCAUGGCAUCGCAUACGCAUGGGUCUCACCGAUGCUUUUCAAAUUGCAGUCUGAUGACUCGCCGUUGGAGUUUAGAAUCUCCGUAGAGGAGGCUUCGUGGAUUGGAGGCCUAACCGGUAUUGGAGGAUUGGCUGGGAAUGUAAUUUUCGGCAUCCUGCUGGAUAGCAUUGGCCGCAAGCUAUGUAUAUACCUUGUAGCCUUGCCACACAUAGGUUUCUGGAUCAUGGUUUACUUUGCUAAUGAUGUCUCGCAUCUUUAUAUGGCCCGCUUAUUUGGAGGUUUUGCGGGAGGAGGCAUCUAUGUUCUUAUUCCAAUAUUUGUUUCCGAAAUUGCAGAUGCCAAAGUCCGUGGUAGACUUGGGUCACUUUUCUGUUUCUCACUUAAUGUGGGCAUUCUUUCGGGGUAUAUAAUUGCAUCACACAUCCCCUACUUGGUAAUUCCUUGUGUGGUAGUUAUCUUACCAAUUCUGUACCUUUUGCUGGCAAUACACUUCCCUGAAACACCUCAGCAUUUGCUUCACAAAGGGUUAGUAAAUGACGCCGAGAAGGCUUUGAAAUUCUAUAAAAACUAUCAAGGAAGCAGUAAAAUAAAUGAUCAAAAAUUCAACACCGACUUUAACGAACUUAAAUUGUCCGUCCAAUGCACAGAUGAUAAGAAGGAAGUUUCAUAUAAGGACUUUUUGACAAAGAGAUCCUUGAAAGCCUUAUGCAGUGGUGUUGUCCUUGCUUUUGUGAAUAGUUCGUCAGGAGUCUUUGUGAUCCUCAAUUACUCGUCGAUGAUUUUUGCCGAAACUCAAUCCACGAUGGAUCCAAAUACGAAUACCAUCAUAAUUGGAGCAGUUCAGAUAGUUGGCUCAUACUGCGCGACCGUUUUAGUUGAUCGUCAUGGAAGGAAGAUUCUAAUGCUUCUCUCUACCAGCGGAAUGUUUCUAGGCCUUACCACUAUUGGAGCGUAUUCAUAUUUUGCACAUACAAUCGACUUGACUUCCAUGUCAUGGCUACCGGUGGUUAUAAUAUCAUUUGUUAUAUUUUCGGCAAAUAUCGGCGUUGUUGCGGUCACUUUCGUGCUUCUGGUUGAAGUUCUUCCGCCGAAGAUUCGUUCAUUGGGAUCAACAUUCUGCCUGGUGCUAAUGAGUGUAUUCGUAUUCACAGUUCUCAAAUUAUUCCCUGUUUUAAUGGUGAUCAUUGGUCUGGCGGGAGUUAUGUGGAUAUGUGCAUCAAUUUCUGGAUUUGGAUUUUUGUAUGUUUUAUUAUUUUUACGUGAGACUAAGGGAAAAUCACUGGACGAUGAUAAUGCAUAUGAUUGAUAUUUAUAAGAACAAAACCAUAAAACUUAGUGAAUUAAAAUGUUAUAUGAGAUUGAUACGAGUAAAUUAUACCAAAAGCUCUUUAAAUAAUUUAA